GUUUCCGGUUGGUGUGAUGUUGGAAGGAUUGUGAAUUUGGGGCUGAAUUUUCUCAUAUUUUGGACAAACAUCCUCGUUUAAAUCCUCUAAACUUCAACACAGGAGUGACCGUGUGCAGCUCGAUGUGAGUCUGGCAGCUGUCCACCAUGAGUAACAGCCACCCUCUGCGUCCACUGGCCUCCGUGUCGGAGAUCGACCACAUCCACCUGUUGUCGGAGCAGCUGGGCGCCCUGGUGCUCGGAGAGGAGUACAGCGAUGUCACCUUCAUCGUGGAGGGGAAGCGCUUCCCUGCACACAGGGUCAUCCUGGCUGCUCGAUGCCACUACUUCAGGGCCCUGCUGUACGGCGGGAUGAAAGAGUCCCAGCCCCAGGCGGAGGUGUGUCUGGAAGAGACGCGGACCGAAGCCUUCUCCAUGCUGCUCCACUACCUGUACACGGGCCGGGCCAGCCUCAGCUCGGCCCGCGAGGAGGUUCUGCUGGACUUCCUGGGCCUGGCGCACCGCUACGGCCUCCAGCCACUAGAGGACUCCACCUCCGAGUUCCUCCGCACCAUCCUGCACAUCAACAACGUCUGCCCGGUGUUCGAUGUGGCCAGCCUUUAUUCUCUGAGUGCUCUCAGUGCCGCCUGCUGCGCCUUCAUGGACCGACACGCACCCGAAGUGCUGAACUCUGACAGCUUCCUCCUGCUCUCCAAGACGGCCCUGCUGACGGUGGUGAGCCGGGACUCGUUUGCUGCCACAGAGAAGGAGAUCUUCCUGGCGUUGAGUCGUUGGUGCCGGCAGCACGAGGAAGGCGUGGACACCCAGGAAGUGAUGGCGGCGGUGCGGCUGCCGCUCAUGACUCUGACCGAGAUGCUGAACACGGUGCGACCGUCAUGUCUGCUGAGCCCCGACGACCUGCUGGACGCCAUCAAGACCCGGUCAGAGAGCCGCAACAUGGACCUGAACUACCGCGGCAUGCUCAUCCCCGAGGAGAACAUAGCCACCAUGAAGUACGGCGCUCAGGUGGUGAAAGGCGAGCUGAAGUCCGCUCUGCUGGACGGAGACACCCAGAACUACGACCUGGACCACGGCUUCUCCAGACAUCCCAUCGAGGACGACUGCCGUGCCGGGAUCCAGGUCAAACUGGGCCAGUCGUCCAUCGUCAACCACAUGCGCCUGCUGCUGUGGGACAGAGACAGCCGGUCCUACUCCUACUACAUCGAGGUGUCUAUGGAUGAGCUGGACUGGAUUCGUGUUGUUGAUCAUUCAAAGUUCCUCUGUCGCUCCUGGCAGAAUCUAUUCUUCACACCACGAGUUUGCAGGUACGUUCGCAUUGUGGGAACUCACAACACGGUCAACAAGGUCUUCCACCUCGUGGCUUUUGAGUGCAUGUUCACCAACCGCUCAUUUACCCUGGAUAACGGCCUUCUGGUGCCGAGUGAGAACGUGGCGACCAUCGCAUCGUGUGCCAGCGUCAUCGAGGGAGUGAGCCGCAGCAGAAAUGCCUUGCUCAACGGUGACACGCGCAACUACGACUGGGACUCGGGCUACACCUGCCACCAGCUGGGCUCCGGAGCCAUCGUCAUCCAACUCGCUCAGCCAUACAGCAUCGGAUCACUCAGGCUGCUGCUGUGGGAUUGUGACGAGCGCUCCUACAGUUAUUACAUCGAGGUCUCCGCCACCCAGCAGCAGUGGACCAAGGUGGUGGAUCGAACCAGGGCGGCAUGUCGGUCAUGGCAGACGUUGAAGUUUGAUAAGCAGCCGGCUUCCUUCAUCCGUAUUGUCGGGACUCACAACACUGCUAACGAGGUGUUCCACUGCGUUCACUUUGAGUCUCCGGCCCAGUUGGACACAGACGUGAAUGAAGGCAGCCCGGGUUUGGACGCCUCGGAUCCUGACUCCGCCUCUCCUCAGACGCGACCCCAGCGACCUUCACGCACACACAGCCUGCAGUCCUCCCAGCCCUCCCACCCCUCCCAUCCCUCUUCCUCCUCCUCAUCUUCCUCCCAGUCCCACCAUUAAAACCUGGGCCUAUCGUCGGGAAAGUGUUGAGAGGACGGGAGAAAAAACCUCACCUCAGAAUGCCAUUUUUGCACAGCCUUCAUCACCCAGACUGCACUGCUACAGCGCUGCUUAAGGCGAUCGUCUCAUUGUCAUUACCCAUGAUCCUUCUGUCGUUAGUGCAACAUUAGAGACUGGUGUAUCUGUAGCAGCAGCAGCAGCAGCAGCAGCGUUUAGGGCUCCAGUCUUUCCAGUUCUGAAACAGAAGGUUAGGCGUUACAUCUUUGCUCAAACAUUUUCGUGAAGGUACUCUGUAGCUGCAAAUUCUUUCCUUGAAAAAGUGAGAUCUUUUACUUCUCCAAAGACCAGGCUCACACGGAGACGUGGUCGUUCUGCACCACCAAAGAGCGUCAGAACAGUAUUGGAAGGGAAGGGUUGCUAUCUGAAUUUUACGAGCAAAUAUUCCCCAAAAGAGAUGGAUUUUUUUUCCAUAAACAAGCUAUUUUUUUAAGAAAACUGUCUUAAAGCGACUACUCACUUUUCAUACCAUCGAGCUAACAGAGUAGCAGUCGAGUAUUUUUCAAAGUUUGGAAUUAAAUCGUUCAAAUGUUUGCCAAAGCUUUGGAGCUAAUGCACUCUGUGGCAUUUGUAUGCAAUUUGCACUUAAUCCAAUUAUGCAUUUGCAUAGUAAGUAAUCACUGUUAAGUAUUUGCUGAAAGGCUUUCACACCCGGACACAAAGUCUCUGGUCCUGAUCUGGUGUGACUCUUUUGAUAAUUAAAAUUCAUACGUCAAGAAAAACCUCACUUUAACUAAAUUGAGUUCAGCGUCUGGAUUUAGUAUUUUAAGCACUUGGAAUAGCUUAGCACAAAUGAUUAGGACAUUAAUUAGGCUGCAAAAAUUGGGUUUGAGUGGUUCGGACCAAAUUGUGUAUGCACUAGUGCUGCUAGGAAGAAGGUUUCUAUUCAGUAGAUACACGAGCAGCUGCUAUCGGCACUUUAUUUUACUCGAGUACUCAGAAAUAAAGGUUGCAGCUUGGCUCCUCCGACUGAAGUUCAGUACUGGAGUGCUGGAUUUCUGUUUGUAUGUUGAUUUUAUUUAAACACUCGCGCUGUCUUUUGUGUGUGUUUUUUUUCUUGAGUUUUGUUUUUAAAUUAAGCUAUCAGUGCUGUGGUUUGUUUAUUGUGUGUCCUGAUGUUGCACUUAUGAGUUGUUCGUCUUGCAGAACUCCUUUUUUAUUGGAUGUGAAUAGCCUGUCCCACCGAUGUUUCUAUACGCCUUCUUAAAUCAUCGCCAUCUACAUUUUAGAAGAGCACCCGUAGUUUGAUAAAGUCUUCCUUAAUAACCGACCGGAGAACUGAAAAAGGGUUUGUUCAGGUUAAUGUAGAAAAACACACUCCCCACCCCCCCCAUCUACCUAUGUUUGUGUAUAGUUUUACUUAAUAUAUAUAUUAGUUUUGACUAUUGAUGUGUGAUUGCAUUUCACUGCCUCUUGUUCGAUACAUUGCCUGUCAAAAAUGUGAUUAUGGAAACAACUGACAUUGUUCAUUGCUGACACCCGUCUGCUUUUUCCUGCUGUUGAACUCAGCGGAGCUCUUUGAUACAAGCAAUACAUUGAUGUGUAUCUUCUGUUACAGACCAACAGUGAUCAGUCGACAUGUGUUCAUCAUGCUAUAGGCACUGAUGCCCCGGCAGCUCUCUAGAAAAUGUUUGAUGUGUAAUGCUGGCUAAGGAGCUGUUUUACUGUCAUGAAACAUUUAAAAAAACAUCUAAUUUUGAA
This is a messenger RNA of Trematomus bernacchii (emerald rockcod), 3761 nucleotides long. RefSeq names its product BTB (POZ) domain containing 9 (gene btbd9). The record is from RefSeq and is a predicted model, not a curated record. Bases 147 to 2003 code for a protein of 618 amino acids. Gene Ontology annotation, biological process: adult locomotory behavior; modulation of chemical synaptic transmission; circadian behavior. Gene Ontology annotation, molecular function: protein binding. The transcript has 11 exons. NCBI's taxonomy places the organism in Eukaryota, Metazoa, Chordata, Actinopteri, Perciformes, Nototheniidae.